Peromyscus californicus insignis is the source of this 4746-nucleotide messenger RNA. RefSeq names its product zinc finger protein 641 (gene Znf641). Gene Ontology annotation, biological process: negative regulation of transcription by RNA polymerase II; regulation of immune system process; regulation of cytokine production. Bases 158 to 1429 code for a protein of 423 amino acids. Lineage: Eukaryota; Metazoa; Chordata; Mammalia; Rodentia; Cricetidae. The transcript has 6 exons. The record is from RefSeq and is a predicted model, not a curated record. Gene Ontology annotation, molecular function: RNA polymerase II cis-regulatory region sequence-specific DNA binding; DNA-binding transcription factor activity, RNA polymerase II-specific.
GCGGGAUUUCCUGUGCCCGCCCCGCGCCGGCCGCCGUCGCCUGUCGCUGGCUGUGCGGUCCGCGGGCUCGGCCGCGCCGGCCGGGAGGCAGCACCAAGGGGGCCGAGCCCGGCUGCUGUUGGCGUGUUCCAGGUCACAGUCUGUACUUGCUGCAGAAAUGCUUUCUGAACAGACGGCAGCCCUGGGAGCAGGAUGGGAGUCGGCGAGCGUACAGCUGGGUGGAGCAGAGCCCCAGGUGGACAGAGGAAACCGGGAAGGCCCGUGGAGAACAGCACCAGGGCCCCUGGAGCACCUUCACUGUGGUCCUGAAGAGGAGCCACUGUCCCUUCAGGAGAAGGCUCAGUCUACUCCCUGGGUUCCUGCCGUCCCCCAGGAGGGGAACACUGGAGACUGGGAAAUGGCAGCUGCCCUCCUUGCAGCCGGAUCCCAGGGCCUGGUAACCAUCAAGGAUGUGUCACUGUGCUUCUCUCAGGAGGAGUGGCGGAGCCUGGAUCCCUCUCAGACAGACUUUUAUGGAGAAUACGUCAUGCAGGAAAAUUGCGGGAUUGUCGUCUCUCUGAGGUUUCCGAUCCCCAAACUGGACAUGCUUUCUCAGCUAGAGGGAGGAGAAGAGCAAUGGGUCCCUGACCCCCAGGACUUAGAAGGGAGGGAUAUCCUGAAGGUCACAUACACAGGAGACGGAAGUGAACAUGAGGGUGAUACUCCUGAACUAGAGGCAGAACCUCCCAGAAUGUUAUCCAGUGUAUCUGAAGAUACUGUUCCCUGGAAUCCAGGGCAGGAGCCGAGCUGGGAGUCCAUGCCCAGGGGCUCCAGGGGAAUGCUCCUAAGACCACCCUUUCUUCAGGAAGACAGCUUCUCAAGCCUUCUGUGUAGCUCGGGGAUGGAUUCUCUCUUAAAGCCCCAUACGUGCCCUCAGUGUGGGAAACAGUUUGUAUGGGGCUCCCACCUCGCCAGGCACCAGCAGACACACACUGGAGAGAGGCCCUACAGCUGCCUCAAGUGUGAGAAAAGCUUUGGGCGAAGGCAUCACCUGAUCAGGCACCAGAAGACCCAUCUACGUGACAAGCCAAGCAGGUGUUCUGAGUGUGGCAAGAAUUUUCGAUGCAACUCCCAUCUGGCCAGUCACCAGAGAGUGCACGCGGAAGGCAAGUCCUACAAGGGCCAAGAGGUCGGAGAGAGCCCUGCAGCUGGGAAACAGCAGCCUGCCCCCCCAGUGCCAAAGUGCCACGUGUGCACCGAAUGUGGGAAGAGCUUCGGCCGAAGGCACCACCUUGUGAGACACUGGCUGACCCACACCGGGGAGAAACCCUUCCAUUGCCCGCGCUGUGAGAAGAGCUUUGGCCGGAAGCACCACCUGGACCGGCACCUGCUGACCCACCAGGGACAGAGCCCCGGGAGCAGCUGGGACAGAGGGACAUCUGUCUUUUGAAACCUGUGUCUUCUGUAGCUAUGGUCAAAUCUGUCAGCCGGUGCUGCCAGCAGCCACUGCCAGAGCUGCCUCUGGUGGCCGGAGUGUGUCUUGACAGUUCGUAUGAAAACAGAAUUCCUUGGGCAAAAUUUUGGGGAACAGUGCAAAGUGUGUGUGUGUGUGUGUGUGUGUGUGUGUGUGUGUGUGUGUGCGCGCGCGUGUGUGUGACUAUUCAGUUUGAACCCACUGUCAAGGGUCCAGUGGAACCAGCAGUGAGGGGUGAGGUCCGUUCUCAUUGGUUGGAGUCUAUGCCGUAUCAGUUCCUAAAUAUUUACACAUCACCCUUGUGUGCUGAUUGUGUUCCCUCUACAGAGAGGGAGAGUGAAAGGGGCCAUGUCAGUAUACCAAGGGCUCUGAGAACUUCCAUAGUCAAUUGCUCAGUGUCUGUUAAUGCAAUGUCUCCUACAUUUAUCUGGCCUCAGUAUCUAUUUCAUAUCCUCACAUGUGACUCUGUGAAACGUACUUCUGUAAGCACUGUGUUAAAAAAGUAACGAGGAAACAGGAAAGAGACGGUGACUAGGCGCUCAGAGUCCCCAUUUUUAUCUAUGAAAGCAAGGAGGACAACAUUGUUGUGUGGGUCUGUCACCUUCCCCAUCACUACAUGCCUCUCACCCUACCUCUGAAAAAUACAGUGACCUUUCACUCCCUAUUCCUAGACCACUCACUCAUUCUGCACACACCACACACACACACACACACAUCACACACAACACACACAUCACACACACCACAUACCACACACACACACACACCACACACACACACACACACACACACACACACACACACACACACACACACACACACAGAGCUGAGAUCAGGUUACAAAGCUAAAGGAUGGACCUUACACCCCCAAGUAACCCAGGCCCACACGAAGGAAAAAACUGUCCCCUUGAACACAGCCUUCCCUUCCUGUUUUGGUGUCUGUGUGGAUACGGGUGCAGGGUCUUUAAAGAGAGCAUGCUCAGUGCAGACUGUACAAGCUAGGUUUUCUAGGAAUUGUGUUCUAGAGAUAAGAGUAGUGGGGAUGGUGUGAGUUUUGGUUUUGUUUAAAGGUAUUCUGAGUGGUAAAGGGAGUCGUGGCAGAAUAGUACCAUGAUGGCUUAAGUUGUGUACGAAGUUUUCCCCAGUAUUCCCGCGAUAUAGACAGUUGUGGAUUUGUGUAUCUAGGUCUGAAUCUCUGAGAUGAAAUUAUUUUCUCCUGCAGAGGUGGAAAGACACACGGUGUUUUGUUGUUGUUGUUGACUUCAAGGGAGGUGACGGAGGCUUGUGCUGAGUGCAAUUUUGUCUUGUUUUAAGUGCUAGAAAAUUAGGACAGGAAUCGCAGCAUUGGAAGUUACUACCAUCAUUCUUGUUUGAAUUUCAUAGCUUCAUCAAAGGGAAAAACUGGUGUUGAGCAUCUCAUUCUCCCAGGAAAAAGAACUUUAGGGCAAAGGGCUGUAGCUCAGCUGGGCAGCUGAUGAGAAUAACGAGCUUUCCAAUAGUGUUCCUCCUUGUUCUGGGAAGGGCUUCACACCGAGACUCUUGACUCUAAGGUUCGCUGCCUGCACCAGGGCUCCUACCAACUCUGUCGGUUCAUGAGUUGGCCACUGUUUGUCUUUUUGGUGGUUGUAUUAAUACCAAUCUUACAACGUACAACUGAUCUUCCAUAUAAGAGAAGUUUGGAAUUAGGGGGGAAGAAGAGCAAAGAGCGUGAAAGUGGGUAUUUUUCUCUUCAAGGCUUAUAUGCUGGGUUUUGUAAUCCCCCCCCCAAGAUAUUCAUUUCUCAAACACAGUUGGAAUUAGCCAGAGAAGCAGGAGGAAGUGAUUUGCAGCAAUCUAGUUAAUGAGGGCUCUGCUCAGGAAGAGCUGGGUGAAGUCAUUUUGCUGACUAGGCAUUCUGGUUACUUGAGCAUCCCAGCCCCUGACUCUCUCCUGCUGCUGAGAAUAGCCUUCCUUCUUGAACUGGAAUGUGUUUCUCUUGCUUACAUUCUGAUAAAUUAAGCAAAAUAUGGACAGCCCUUUGCAAGCAGGCCUUACCCUAGGCUCCAGGAACGGGAUCGGUUUAGAGUCAGUAUUAAGAGAAUGAGAAAAACCUCCCACUUGAAUACAAAUAUUUAAGAUAAGUCAAUUCUGUGCAAAGCCCUCUGUAACAGAACAUGUUUCAGAUUACGGAUCCAUUGAGCAUCUUAUGGAAACCAGAAUUUACUUUGCAGAAAAGUAGACGUUUACGGUUCACUCAUUUGCAUGUGCAUUAAGCGGACUUAGUUCCGCCCGUGGAAUCUUUCAACUGGAGUAAGAGAAAGGGGGAAAGCUCAUUGUGGUGUCUCACACCUGUGAUCCCAGCACUUGGGAGGCAGAGGCAGUUGGAUCUCUAAGUUCUAGGUCAGCCAAGGCUAUGUCGUGGGAUCCUGUUUAAAAGUCAGAAGGCAUUUAUUCCUUUCUGACUCGUGAUUGUUGUAUAGAUACCCAUGCCAAGAAUUACAAGGCAAGAUUCAGGAAAUACUGUAAGGACUGAAACACUAGAAGGCACCAAGAGAGGAGGGCAGAGCCGGGCCUGUAAUGCCUGGGAUCUGCUUACACGACACUCUGUUCUUAGGGAACCCUGGCACACUCACAGCUCCGCUCGCACACCUGGUUUUAAGGAGGUGUGGCAGUUACCUUCCGUCCUAUCAGAUUAUGCCUUGUGAUAACCACACUGAACCUCCAACCUUUUCUCUGUCUUAGUAAUUGCAGGGACAGAAAGUGGAGCCCUCAAAGUGUAGGUGCGGCUACAGCACCCCGCUGCAAGGCGGCAUGGGAUUGAAGGGCUUUGUGCCAUAGGAAGGGUCCUUUGGCUCAUUUCGGAUGUGUUGCUAUCUUUUCUACCUCGGUCCAAUACCACCUCCUUUGGACAAAUAAUAAAACAAGCAACAGCCACUAAAUGAGUGACUAUGUCUGUUCCGCACCCCCGCCCCCAGGAAACUUUCCACAGCCUCAAACUUUUCACCUUCUCCACUCUUGUGCCUCAUCACCACACUAUCCCCUUAAAUUUUUAAAGUUUUAUGUAUAUGAGUAUGAACGUAUGUACGUAUGUGCACCACAUGUAUGUCUGAAUGUCUGAUGCCCUCGGAGGUCAGACGUGGGCAACGGAUAUCCCAGAACUGUUAUUAUGGAUGAUUGUGAACCAACUACCACGUGGGUGCUGGGAAUGGAAUCUGUGUCCUCUGCAAGAGCAACAAGCGCUCUUAAAGGUGGAGCCAUCUUUCCGGACCCCCACACUAGCCCUCUUAAAUAAAACGUUUCAGUGUUCUCUCUGG